Molecule: messenger RNA, 699 nt
Organism: Fonsecaea monophora
Lineage: Eukaryota; Fungi; Ascomycota; Eurotiomycetes; Chaetothyriales; Herpotrichiellaceae
Exons: 3
Coding region: 1-699 (232 amino acids)
Source: RefSeq, a predicted model, not a curated record
AUGCAGCCGCGCACCUCUCCCAGCGUCGGCACCCGCGCCGGCGUCAGUUCGGGCUUGACCUUUGUCUUCAAGAUCUGCGAGGUCAUCUACGCCGGUAGCGGCUUAUGGGCGACCAAGGAUGACUGGCUUGCUGCGCGCCAACCACCAUCAGUCACGCAAUCGGAUGUGGAUGACGAAGAGGAAGAAGAAGAGAUCGAAGAUGAAGCGGACCAAAACUCGACGACAGAAUCGCCCAGCGACAGGGCCCGGACGACCCCGAGUGCCAGCGCCAGCGUCAGCGUCACUCUGGCCAGCGGCUCGGACGCCAGCACAGUCCACAGCCGUGCGUGCCCAACGGUGCAUGGGGCUCGUGGUAUCAGCCUUACCGAGAUCUUGAUCGGUCCGGCGUUCUUGGUGACGCAGGCCAACGAAUACAUCGUGAAUGGAGUCGGUCCUCCUCUCGUUCCCGACGUCCUUGAACCCGUCAUCGAUUUCUCUCUCACUGGCGGCAGCGGCUUUGUUGGAUUGCGACAUCAACCGGGUUUUGAUGACCCAAAUGGGGUAUUGACGUUGAUGAAGACGAUGAUGGCAGUGAUUACAUGGAUGAAGCGUCUAGGGAAGCGUCAACCAUCAUCCUCGGUGGUCAGCAAGCAGACUCUUACAUUCUUGGUCAGCAGAAUGUGUCAAGAUGGUGGAACAGGCGCCGGCGGCGAGGGGUGA